Messenger RNA from Hyla sarda, 1266 nucleotides. RefSeq names its product olfactory receptor 1009-like. The record is from RefSeq and is a predicted model, not a curated record. Gene Ontology annotation, cellular component: membrane. Bases 233 to 1180 code for a protein of 315 amino acids. The transcript has 3 exons. Lineage: Eukaryota; Metazoa; Chordata; Amphibia; Anura; Hylidae. Gene Ontology annotation, molecular function: odorant binding; olfactory receptor activity; G protein-coupled receptor activity. Gene Ontology annotation, biological process: sensory perception of smell; G protein-coupled receptor signaling pathway.
CCAUGAAAAAGCAUAAGACAAAGACACCCGAGUGCAGGGAGGGGGAGCAGCUCCGAACAGGGAGACUAGGAGCGGCUGUCAGGAACAACAGCACCGUUUCGCGUUAUUCACGCAUCUUCCGGUUCCUGGUUCUCUGGAAUACCUCACAGAUUAACUAUUAAUGUGAUACACUGGCAUUAAUUCCAUCCUUCAGCCACAAAUCUUGUAAAGUCUGGGGUCAAGAAAAAGAAUCAUGAUGAACAUGAUGAAUCACACAGCUUUUUCUCAGUUUAUUUUGUUAGGACUAACCAAGGACCAAGGCUUUCAAUCAGUCCUUUUUGUUCUAUUUUUGAUCAUUUAUGUGUGUUCUUUCUUAAGUAACCUUUUUUUGAUGGUUUUGAUAUUGGUGAAUCAUCAUCUUCAUACCCCUAUGUAUUUUUUUCUAAGUCAUUUGUCUUUUGUAGACUUAUGUUACUCCUCGACUAUUACACCGAAGAUGCUGGUGGAUAUGACCUCAGAGUCCAAGUCUAUUCCAUUCAUAGCCUGCGCCACCCAGAUGUUUUUCUUUGCCAUGUUUGCUACAUCUGAGAGCCUCUUGGUUACUUUAAUGGCAUAUGACCGUUAUGCUGCUAUUUGCCAACCACUUGUCUAUCACAACAUUAUGGACAAGACUGCGUGUUGGGGUUUGGUUUGUGGAGCCUAUUUUACCAGCUUCCUGUCCUCUGUGACUCAUACUGUCGCUGUUUUUAAAUUCCCAUUAUGCGGUUCCAAUAAAAUCAAUCACUUCUACUGUGAUAUCCCCCCACUACUAAAACUCACAUGUGUCCAUGCCUACAUCCGAAAAGUUGUUGUCUUGUCGAUGGCUCUUGUAAUGGGGGUUGUUUCCUUUUUUGCGAUUCUGAUGUCCUAUGUAUUAAUCAUAUAUAACAUCUUGGGAAUUCAUUCAGCAGGUGGACGAUACAAAGCGUUUUCCACCUGUGCUUCCCACCUUACUGUUGUUAUCUCUUUCUAUAGCACUGUGUUUGGAAUUUAUUUUCGGCCAAGCUUAGGGUUGAAGUCCAACAAUAUGGACAAAAUUUUUUCGAUUUUUUAUACGGUGGCCUCCCCAUUAUUGAACCCUAUCAUCUACAGUUUUAAAAAUUCAGAAAUUAAAAAAGCAGUGAUGACUUUUGUGGGUAAAAGCAUUUUUGCAAGCACUUAAGCAUCUUUGGCCUUGUUUAAUCAAAUUUUAUAGUAUGGAAAUGUAAACAACAGCAAUAAACUGAGCAUAACUAUGUAUGGAGAAUA